UUUUGUUGAAGCGAGAAUCAGAGAAAGAGAGGAACUUUAGUAAAUCCCAGAUCACAAAUUUCUCAGAGAACAAAAGAGCUGUAAUAAUGGAGAUGAACAUGAGCUUUUCACAUGAUAUUGAUGAUGAAUAUGAGAAAUUCAUCAGAAGAAUGAAUCCACCCAGGGUGGUGAUUGAUAAUGAAACCUGCAAGAAUGCAACUGAGAUACGAGUUGAUAGUGCAAACGAACAUGGAAUCCUUCUUGAAGUUGUGCAGAUCCUUACUGAUCUUAACCUUAUCAUUACUAAAGCUUACAUAUCCUCUGAUGGAAAUUGGUUCAUGGAUGUUUUUAAUGUUACUGAUCAAGAUGGAAAUAAAAUCUUAGAUGAAGGGAUUCUAGAUUAUAUCAAGAAGUCUAUGGGGCCUGAAUCUUGUAUCCCAUCAUCAAUGAGAUCUGUUGGGGUGAAGCAAUCGAUGGACCACACUGCAAUCGAGUUAACUGGGAGUGACAGACCCGGAUUGUUAUCUGAAGUGAGUGCUGUCCUUAGGCAUCUUAAAUGCAAUGUAGUGAGCGGUGAAGUGUGGACGCACAACACUCGUGUUGCAGCUGUGAUGCAAGUGACUGACGAAGAAACGGGAACUGCAAUCACCGAUCCUGAAAGGCUCUCUGGGAUAAAGUCGCUUCUUUGCAAUUUACUCAAGGGAAGCAACAAAUCCAGCUUGGCCAACACUGCGGUCUCUAACUCGGUCACACAUACCGAGAGAAGGCUUCACCAGAUGAUGUUUUCUGAUAGGGAUUAUGAACGAAUGAGCAAUGAUGUCUUGGAUGAUAGGCAAGGGCCUAAUGUGGAUGUUGUUAAUUGGUAUGAUAAGGACUAUUCAGUGGUUACCAUUAGGUGUAAAGAUAGACCAAAACUCCUCUUUGAUACGGUUUGCACCUUGACAGAUAUGGACUAUGUAGUGUUUCAUGCAAAUAUUGGUACUGAGGGUCCAAAUUCUUAUCAGGAAUAUUACAUUCGGCAUGUAGACGGAUAUCCUGUGAAAUCAGAAGCAGAGAGACAGAGAGUAACUCAGUGUCUCGAAGCAGCAAUCGAGAGAAGGGUAUCUGAGGGUUUGAAGCUUGAGCUUUGCACGACAGACAGAGUUGGAUUACUGUCGGACGUUACACGCAUCUUCAGGGAGAAUAGCCUCACAGUCACCCGAGCCGAAGUGACAACGAAAGAAGGCAAAGCUGUGAAUACAUUCUACGUCCGUGAUGCUUCAGGGUACCCGGUUGACACUAAAACAAUUGACUCGAUCCGCGAAGUGAUAGGCCGGACUAUACUAAAAGUUAAAGGCUCCCCUGAAGACCUAAAAUCAGCUCUUCAGGAAUCUCCAACCAGGUCCCUUUUCGGUGGUCUCUUCAAGUCAAAAUCUUUUGUCAAUUUCAGCUUGGUUAGGUCCUAUUCUUAAGGAAUAGUACAUUCAAACCCCUCCACCUGUAAAUAUUAAAACAGCAUCCCAUUUAGGAAUCAUUUAUCUC
Molecule: messenger RNA, 1500 nt
Organism: Hibiscus syriacus
Lineage: Eukaryota; Viridiplantae; Streptophyta; Magnoliopsida; Malvales; Malvaceae
Product: ACT domain-containing protein ACR4-like
Exons: 8
Coding region: 87-1430 (447 amino acids)
Source: RefSeq, a predicted model, not a curated record